UCUGACACACUCACACUCACCAAACAGGAAGACCAUACCUGUUUGGUGUGAGUCGGCUGGGGACUAUCAGCUCUUUUCUUGCCAACAGAGUUAAAGCGAUGAUGAUACCAGCAUGAUGACAACUUGAAUCCCUGUGAAGAGAAAGUCUGGCAAAUUUUGGAUUGUUUCCACUGGAAGUAAACGCUAUCAAACACUUCCACAUCAAGAGGAAAUCAAAGAAGAGGACUCUCUUGAAAGAAAAAUAAAGAAAAGUCAUGGCACAUCUGCCUUCUGUAUGAGUUUGGAUCACCAUUAAAAGGACCUGUCAUGUUGCUUUCAACCUGAACAAGCCAGCAACUUUCAGCAAUGUUUACCCCCAGGAAAAGCAGUCUUCCCUCCCCCAGCCUAGAGGACUCCUUCUUCCCUCUCUCCUCAUCCUCCUCUGUCUCUCUCUCCUUCGCCCUCCCCACAUCCACAUCGUCUCCUGGCAGCGGUGACAGUGGAGGAGGGAUAGAGACGGAUCUCAUUCUCGCUGCUGAGCUGGGGCAGGCUUUACUGGAGAAGAAUGAGGAGCUGGCAGCGUCUCUGGAGCAGAGCGAGAAGGAGGUGGAGGCCUUACAGCAGGAGAAACAUGUUCUCCAGAGGAGGCUGGAAAUGAACCAGCUGGAGUCUGGGCAGAGGGAGGCUGAACUGACCGCAGAUCUCGCUGCUUUGAGAGCAGAGCUAGAGCGACAUCACAGCCAGGGGCGUGACCGGCGGAGGGAUGAGGGAGAACAGCUGACUCAGUUGGCCAAUCACAACCAACGCCUUGUGGAACAGCUAGCAGAGGCGGUGACACUUGAACACACCUUGAGGACUGAGCUGCGUUCCCUCAGAGAAGAGAUGGAUGAAUCAUCCUUUAGCAGAAAUAUCAACUCCUCACAACUAGACAGCAUACAAGGAGAGAAUAGAGUCUUACUGGAGCGGCUGUCGCACAUGGAGAAACAACUCAAAGCUUCAGAGGAGGACUGCGACAGAUUUCGCUCUGAGAGAGACACACUGAGAGAAAGAGUUUCAGAGCUUCAGAGCAAACUGAGAGAGACAGAAGCAGAGAUAGAGCAGGAGCAGGGGGUGGUGUUUGAGUUACGAACCUUGAAUCGCUCUCUGCAGCAGAAAGCUCUAAACCUGGGGGAGGAGAGCAUCCUGGACAGUACAAAUACACAACCUUUGUCUCUGCUUAGUGAGAUUCAGCAAACACAGGCUAAAGAGGCUCUUCUAGCUCACUCAAACGUCCUGCAAGCAAAAGAUGAAGAGAUACAAGCACUAAAAGAGGAGGUGAAAUCUCAACAAACAGAACUGGAGUCUUUACGGGAGGAAGUCAAGCCGUUUAGAGGUAGUCCUGACAAACCAAGUUACAGUUCUUUGGAGAGUGAACUGUCCACUGUACGUCAAGAGAAGGAAACACUCACUCAGCAGCUUCUCAACACCAUCAAACACAAGGUGGCGCUGUCUCAAGAGCUGGAUGCAUGGCAGGAGGAUAUGAGGCUGGUGAUCAAUCAGCAGGUGCAGCAGCAAGAGGAGGAGAGACAGAAGGAAAUAAAGCGAGAGAGAGAGAACGCUGGAGGACUCCAAAGAAGCAAGUCUUUAAGAGUGAGGGGAGAGGCAGGGAAAGGAUUCUUCUCCUUUUUCAGGGACAAAUGACAAAAGUGGCAGCAGAUAAAACAGUUUAUUCCUUUAGCUUUGCCACUGUUGGAGCUUAUGCUGCCAGAUACGCACACUCUUAAUGCAAUAUCAGCAUCAACUAAUGCAAUGUUCACAGACCUCAUUUUUGAAUGUAUUUGUAAAUAUUUA
Molecule: messenger RNA, 1809 nt
Organism: Cheilinus undulatus (humphead wrasse)
Lineage: Eukaryota; Metazoa; Chordata; Actinopteri; Labriformes; Labridae
Gene: bicdl2
Product: BICD family like cargo adaptor 2
Exons: 10
Coding region: 346-1659 (437 amino acids)
Biological process (GO): Golgi to secretory granule transport; vesicle transport along microtubule
Source: RefSeq, a predicted model, not a curated record